AACCCUAUUCCCUUCCCAAUCUUCACACAUACCUCUCUGUAUCUGUGAUGAGUUUGGCUUCUUUUUAAUGGCUCACACUCUUCACAAACCCUAUUCAUUAAUAUUCAUCCCAUACCUAACCACACUUUUCAUACUGUUAUACUUUACUUUCUCUGUUGCUUCAAACUCACACCAUGGAUUCUCCAUCAUCGAUUCCAAUUUUGAUUCGCUCUACGGAGAUUACACACCUCCGUCGCCGCCGCCGCCGCCGCCGUUGCCUCACCCGCCGUCCUUUUCCUGCGAAGAGGGACUCAACGGAACUGGCUCUCUGGCCACUUCCUGCGAUCUCAAUUCGAGCUUGGUUUUCAGCAGCGACGUGUCCAUAGAAGGGAACGGAAGCCUGCACAUACUUGCUGGUGUCAAUUUGAGUUGCCCCUUGUUGGGUUGCGUGAUUUAUAUAAACGUGAGUGGGGAAUUCACUUUGCAGAGUGGUGCGGUCUUAACUGCGGGAACGGUGUUGGUGGCGUCUAAGAAUGCGAGUUUGUUGGAUGGGUCGGUGAUAAAUGUGACCGGGUUGGCCGGUGCGCCUCCGGCUCAGACGAGUGGGACGCCGUCGGGUACGCAGGGUGCUGGUGGAGGGCACGGUGGAAGAGGUGCCACGUGUGUCUCUGACAAUACUAAGCUUCCAGAUGAUGUUUGGGGUGGGGAUGCGUAUUCUUGGUCGUCGUUGGAUAAGCCGUGGAGUUAUGGGAGUAAGGGAGGGACCACAAGUAAAGAUGAGAAAUAUGGUGGGGAAGGAGGUGGUAGAAUUAGGUUUGAUAUUGUUGAUUCGAUUGAGGUCUCUGGGGAUCUUUUGGCUAAUGGAGGUGAUGGUGGGAUCAAGGGUGGAGGGGGUUCUGGUGGCAGCAUUUAUAUUAAAGCUCAUAGAAUGACUGGAACUGGCACAAUCAGUGCCACUGGAGGUGGUGGGUUUGCUGGGGGUGGAGGAGGAAGAGUUUCAAUUGAGGUCUUUAGCAGACAUGACAAUACAAAAUUCUUCAUUCAUGGAGGAAUUAGUCUUGGAUGUUCUGGCAAUGCUGGUGCUGCAGGGACAUAUUAUGAUGCUGUUCCUCGAAGUCUUACCAUUUGCAAUCAUAACUUGUCUACUCAAACUGAUACACUCCUGUUGGAGUUUCCUAAAGUGCCUCUUUGGACAAAUGUUUAUGUCCAGAAUCAGGCCAAGGCACUGUUCCCUUUAUAUUGGAGCCGUGUUCAGGUUGGUGGACUAAUUCGUUUGACUUUUGGUGCCGCUCUAAGCUUUGGGCUUGCUCAUUAUGGUUCAUCAGUGUUUGAGUUAAUGGCAGAAGAGCUUCUGAUGAGUGACUCUGUAAUCAAGAUAUAUGGAGCUCUUCGUAUGUCUGUCAAGAUCCACCUGAUGUUGAAUUCCAAGAUGCUUAUAGAUGGUAAUGGUGAUUCAAUUGUUGCCACAUCCUUACUUGAAGCUAGCAACUUAGUAGUUCUCAAGGAUUCAUCUAUUAUUCAUUCUAAUGCAAAUUUGGGAGUUCAUGGGCAAGGUUAUUUGAACUUGUCUGGACCUGGAAAUUUGAUUGAAGCACAACAUCUGAUUUUGUCAUUAUUUUAUGGUAUCAGUGUUGGGCCUGGAUCUGUUCUAAGAGGUCCUUUAGAGGCUGCUGGUGAUGAUAUGACACCAAAACUCUACUGUGAAGUUGAACAUUGCCCUGUGGAAAUGCUUCAUCCGCCUGAAGAUUGUAAUGUGAAUUCUUCAUUGGCUUUCACCCUGCAGAUAUGUCGGGUUGAAGUUGUUAUUAUUGACGGCUCCAUAAUUGGCUCUGUUGUGCACUUCCACUGGAUUGGAAAUGUAGAUGUCUCUUAUUCUGGAGUAAUCAGUGUGUCUGGGCUAGGCUGUACUGGUGGGUUGGGUAGAGGAAGGUAUUUUGAAAAUGGUAUUGGUGGUGGAGGCGGACAUGGAGGAUAUGGUGGGGAUGGAUAUUACAAUGGAAAUUUCGUUGAAGGUGGUAGCUCAUAUGGGGAUGCUGAUUUGCCAUGUGAACUUGGUAGUGGCAGCGGAAAUAAUAGCCUAGCUGGUGCAACUGCAGGUGGUGGCAUCAUUGUGAUGGGUUCAUUGGAGCACUCAUUGUCAAGUUUGACUUUGGCUGGCUCACUUAGAGCUGAUGGAGAAAGCUUUGGAGAUGACACUAGAGGGAAGGAUGGUGGGAUUUCUUCAAGCAUCGGUCCUGGUGGUGGCUCUGGUGGAACUGUUCUUUUGUUUGUUCGGACGUUGGCACUUGGUGACUCUUCUAUAAUAUCAACUGCUGGAGGACAAGGAAGUCCUAGUGGUGGUGGGGGUGGAGGUGGUGGAAGGGUUCACUUUCAUUGGUCUAAUAUUCCAGUUGGAGAUGAAUAUGUCCCUUUAGCGAGUGUCAAUGGAAGCAUUAUUACUGGAGGAGGAUUUGGUGGAGGUCAGGGUCUUCCGGGAAAGAAUGGAUCUAUUAGUGGAACUGCUUGUCCCAGAGGACUUUAUGGUAUCUUUUGUGAGGAAUGCCCUGUUGGUACUUACAAAAAUGUCAGCGGGUCUGAUAGAGAUCUUUGUCAUGAUUGUCCUCCUUAUGAGCUUCCACAUCGGGCCAUAUAUACUUUUGUACGAGGUGGUGUGGCAGAGACUCCUUGUCCAUACAAGUGCAUAUCUGAUAGAUAUCACAUGCCAAACUGUCAUACAACUUUUGAAGAGUUGGUAUACACUUUUGGUGGACCAUGGCUUUUUGGUCUUCUUCUCUUAGGUCUUCUUAUCCUGCUUGCUCUAGUUCUCAGUGUAGCACGAAUGAAAUAUGUAGCUGGGGAUGAAUUACCUGCUGUUGUGCCUGCUCGAAAUGACACUCGACUGAACCACUCUUUCCCUUUUCUGGAAUCACUGAAUGAGAUUAUGGAAACCAAUAGAAGUGAGGAAUCUCAGAGUCAUGUGCACAGGUUGUAUUUCCAGGGCCCAAAUACAUUCAGUGAACCGUGGCAUCUUCCUCAUUGUCCUCCAGAGCAAGUAAAAGAUAUUGUAUAUGAAGAUGCCUUCAAUAGAUUUGUGGAUGAGAUUAAUAGUUUAGCUACUUAUCACUGGUGGGAAGGGUCUAUAUACAGUAUCCUUUGUGUCAUUGCGUAUCCCCUUGCCUGGUCAUGGCUGCAAAGGUGUCGGAGAAAGAAAUUACAGAAACUUCGAGAAUUUGUUCGAUCAGAGUAUGACCAUGCAUGCUUGCGUUCUUGCCGUUCACGAGCUCUUUACGAAGGGCUGAAGGUAGCUGCGACAUCUGAUCUGAUGCUGGCAUAUUUGGACUUCUUUCUUGGUGGGGAUGAGAAAAGACCUGAUCUGCCCCCUCGUCUUCAUCAAAGAUUUCCCAUGUCUAUAAUUUUUGGGGGAGACGGAAGUUACAUGAGUCCUUUCUCUCUUCAUAGUGAUAAUAUUCUUACUAGCAUCAUGAGUCAGUCUGUUCCACCAACUAUAUGGUACCGAUUGGUGGCCGGUCUUAAUGCUCAGCUACGCUUAGUUCGCCGCGGACAUCUAAAAAUAACUUUUGGUCCUGUUAUCAGCUGGCUUGAUGUGUAUGCAAACCCUAAGUUGGCUACAUAUGGUGUACGUGUUGAUCUUGCAUGGUUUCAGCCCACAGCUUCUGGAUAUUGCCAAUUUGGACUUGUGGUGCAUGCUAUUGAGAAUGAAAGUGUGUCUUCAUCAAGGGAAGGUUAUGAUGAUUCAAGAAUAGCUGAAAAGCAGUCAUGUUUACUUUUAAGUUUCAGAAACCCAGUGCAUCAUGCGACUGGCAAUGAACACCUGAUGAUGCCUAGAAGGAUGUCUGGUGGGAUAUUGCAUGCCAAGAGCCUAAGAACACUUAAAGAGAAGAAAACUGUAUAUUAUCCCAUUGCUUUUAUUAUUUAUAAUACAAAGCCCGUUGGUCAUCAGGAUCUAGUUGGUCUGGUUAUCUCCAUACUACUCCUGGGAGAUUUUAUCUUAGUAUUGCUUACCUUGCUUCAGAUGUAUUCCCUGUCACUGCUGAGCUUCUUCUUAGUUUUAUUUGUCCUUCCUCUUGGUGUACUAUUUCCAUUUCCAUCUGGAAUCAAUGCUUUGUUUAGUCAAGGACCUAGGAGAUCAGCUGGGCUUGCUCGUCUGUAUGCUUUGUGGAAUUUGACGUCCCUAGUCAAUGUUGUAGUUGCCUUCUUUUGUGGAUUUAUACAUUAUACAGCUCAUUCACAUAACAAGCUUUCCAACUUUCAAUCCUGGAAUUUUAGUAUGGAUGAAAGUGAAUGGUGGAUGCUUCCUUCUGGUCUGGCCCUCUGCAAAAUUAUUCAAGCGCGUCUUGUUGAUUGUCAUGUGGCUAACCAGGAAAUACAAGAUCCCUCAUUGUAUAGCAGUGACACUAACGUCUUCUGGAAUUCUUGAACAUUUUAACUAGUCUCUAUAUUUUGCUUUCUGUAUAUUCAUUGAAGUGUAAAGCUUAAAUGGGUGAGAGCAGUCACAUUGAGUGGCAUUGUGUAAAUUGUAGAAUUAGGAAAGGUUCUUUAAAAUGUGCCGUGUGGAGUGGGUGAUUAUAUAAUUUCUGCUUGAUGUUCAUCAGUCACUAUAGUUGUACUCUUGAUAAUGUAAAUUUUUUUAGGCUUCAUUCCUUUUGUAAAGGCUGCCGGAUCUGUGAAUAUAUCAAGUAUACUACUGGUAAAAUUUCUUGGUC
Abrus precatorius (Indian licorice) is the source of this 4682-nucleotide messenger RNA. RefSeq lists its product as uncharacterized. The transcript has 22 exons. NCBI's taxonomy places the organism in Eukaryota, Viridiplantae, Streptophyta, Magnoliopsida, Fabales, Fabaceae. The record is from RefSeq and is a predicted model, not a curated record. Bases 68 to 4396 code for a protein of 1442 amino acids.